Molecule: messenger RNA, 3544 nt
Organism: Vanessa tameamea
Lineage: Eukaryota; Metazoa; Arthropoda; Insecta; Lepidoptera; Nymphalidae
Gene: Jvl
Product: javelin-like
Exons: 7
Coding region: 722-2347 (541 amino acids)
Source: RefSeq, a predicted model, not a curated record
UGUUUUUGUGUAAACAUUUAUAAAACCAUAUUGAGCUUUAUUUCAUAAACAUCAAAGUGCACUUCGUUAUGCGUUUUCCUAUGCCAGACUUAUGAGAGCCUUAUACUAUACGUCAUAGUAUCGUUCUUUCUCUUUUUGCCAGUCGCGCACAGCUGCCUCCGGUCAGUACGUUAGAGGUAUUUGUUAGUUGCGGUCGUCUGUGUUAAAUUCACGUAUAUUUACGUGGUCGAAAAAUAUCGAACCGUUACCGAUACGAUUGUCAACUACAUUACAUUUUAUAUUUGACAGUGCCUUACAAGUGUGGUGUUGUAAUAUCAGGGUAAAUCGGUUACUUUCCAUUUUUAGAUAUUAUACGCUGGGAAGCUAUUGUUUCCAAAACAUUGAAAGUUUGUAUAAUGUCACUCGAGGAAACAGUGCGGCGAUGAAUCGGUAUGCAGAAUAGGGAACUGUAACAAUUGUUAGUGAGUGCGUGUGUUACGGCUCAGUGGUUCAGCGGUUUUCAGUGUCCCCCAGUGUUGAAUUGCUAGAGUUACGGUACGUUCAAGACCUGACUGAUGGGAGUUUGUGUUGGGUUUUGUCGAGAAGAGCGUCAUGCGGGCUCUCGGAUUUAAGUCUAGUGUCUUUGGAGACCAUCAAAACGGCGGCUACGGAAUUAACACCGGUCCUUGCACCACAGACGGGCGGUGCAGACAGCGCCAGCGGAGGCUCUGGUGGCUCGGGCAUGGAGUGCCUGCAGUUGCGCUCGCCUCCUGGACCCUUUCAUUACCUCAUCUCGGAGCAGGCUAAGUCUCUCGUAGCUCUUCAGGAACUCCAGAAUGAGGUCGGGGCAUUACUCGAAUUUCGCGAUCUCGUCAUCGAGACAUUCCCGAACUUGCGCUCUAAGAUGGCGCCAUCGACACCGGCGAGCGGUACACGUAGGGAUUGGGAACCCGGAGUGCGUGUGCGACGUAAGCUCGCCGGAGGCAGUGGAGACACAGCGAGGACAAAACCCCAGCCAUCAGUUCAGGAUUCUGGUUUCAGUACAGAAACAUCGUGUGGCAAAGACGCCCACUCCUCGGCCUCUGCAUCCGCUUCCGCAUCUCGCUCUCGCCCCCUUGAAGACGAACUGUGGGCACUUCUCGAUGUCAUACAACGAAAAGGUGUUCGAUUACGGGACGAAGCUGAGUUAUUACGAGGUGAACUCGACGAAAGACCUUCGGAAACAGCAGAGGAAUCCUUCGCACGAGCGUUGUCCACUGGAUGUGGGGAUUGCACGGACUUGGUUCGGUUACGAACAGAGAGAGACGCUUUACUCGCGCAUGCAGCUCAACUGGAAGCGGCAGCGGCUGCCAGCCCACCACCUGCUGCCACCACCCCCCUCGGACGACUGGAUAAUGCCCUGGACACGCCAUCACGACCGCCGCGCGUUCCGACCCCGGACUCGAAGAAGUUCGCUGCGAUUCUCCUCGAGAGUAAUCCCGUCGAACUUCAACGACAACUACUCAUAUCCACCGUUCAGAAUCAGGUGAUCACCUCUAAGCUAAGGCGUGAGGCGGCGCACCGCACAGUGCUGUUGGAGAAGCUGGAGCGAGCACGGGACCAGAAUGAAGACCUCAAGUUCAGACUAGAGGAGAAGAGCAUAGAGCUAGAGGGAGCGCGCGCGCGCGUCCGCCAGCUCGAGGGCAAGCAGAGCCGCUCGCACAGCAGCAUGCGCGAGAUGGAGCCGCUGGCGCUGCCGCUGGCGCCGCCCGCGCCCGAGUCGCCGCGGCCGAGCGAGUCGCCGCGCCAGGCCGACACGCCGCGCGCGCGGCCGUCGCGCAUCCCGCGCCACACGCACACGGCGCACAAGGCCGCCGCGCCGCGCCCGCCGCCGCGCCCGCCCUCGGCGCACUCGGCGCACUCGGGCCGCUCGGCGCGCUCGGCCGCGUCCACGCGCUCGGGCGGCGCGGCGCGCAAGGACGCCAAGUGCGCCGUGCCCGUGCGCCGCUCGCCCUCGCACGACAGCAAGUUCCAUCCCCUGUGCAACAACUUUAUGUGGCGUGCGAGGCGUCGCUGUGCGCGGCGCGCGCGGUGUCGCUGGCGGCCGAGUACGUGGCGCGCGCCGAGCGCCUGGCGCCGCUGUUCCCGCGCCUGCGCCCGCUGCCCGCCGACCUCGCCUACGAGUCGCCGCGCAACCUGGCGCUGGAGCUGCGCGACUCGCUGCGCUACGACGAGCUGUGGGCCGGCCGCCCGCAGCGCUACUUCGAGAGCGUGCACGCCCGCGACGACUUCGACGACGACUCGCUCGCCUAGUCGGAGUCGCCCGUCUGCCCGGGUGCCGCUGUGCGCUGCGUCCGAAACUCUUAGUGCAUGUUUUAAAUUUACGUGACAGGAAACUCGAUUCCCGUCGUCCCUGUGUUUACGAAAGGCCUUGUAUAAAUUUCGUCUCCGGUGAUAUCUGUGAUAAUUUCACAUCUUGAAUUGAUUGAGUUCAUUAUGUUCGUUUCUCGUUUCGAAUUUUUAUUUCUCGGUUUAAAUUCAUCGUCAUGCUUAGAAUAAUGAAUAUAAAUUCCUAUUGUAAAGGCUCUAGAAACUAUUUAUGAAUUAGAUGUGAAUACGAAUUAUUAAAAAAAUAUAAUUAAUAAUUAUAAUCGUUUGAUUCUUCUCAAUAGAAAUAUGCGGAUUUUUAUUAUUCGUUUAAUCUAUCUAGGUAUCUAUUUAAUAUAAUUUCAAAUCUUACCAUAUUAUAACUUGUAACUAAAAUUUACACUCCUAAAUUUCUAUAGAUGUAUAAAUAUAAAUAUGUGCCGUUGUAUAAGUUAUGUAAAAAUGGUAGCUGUUUUAAAUUGUCAUUCCUAAGCCGAUGGCUCGACUGUCACUAUGUGUGAGAGCAUGAACGACUGUAGUAAGGCUGUGAAACGUGGCGUGUGGCUGGAAUUGUUUUGCUAAUGUGAAAUCUAUAAUUAUUUGGCAUUUGAUGAAUAAAAUUUUAAAAAAAAUGUGUUUCCGCGGCAGUCAACCUUGUGGUCGACGCAUGUACCGUUGUGUGAGCUUUGUCCAAACGUCCAAUGUCGUACGUCCGUUGCGAUAUCGCAGUGACUGCCUUUGCGUUGUAAGUUAAAGGUUAGUUGGUUUGUAGGUUGUUUACAUACAGAGAUGGAUUACAAAUAGUAGGAGACUGAUUUUGUAUAAAGACAUAGUGAUAUGUUUUAUGUAUUAAGAAACUCCGUUUAGUCUAAAUGUUUCAUACUAUUAAUAUAACUUAACUAUUAAAGAAUGUUAUUGCCCGCUGCGAAUUAACUUUAGCGCUUAGUAUGUAAUAUUCCAAUUCUACGAUGUACUACGGUUAUUUUAUAUACUUUAAGUUUAGAUUAAAUUUGAAAAUGUAUAAUGUAAAUUAAAUGUGUAAUGUACAGCUUCCAUUCACGCUCUUAGAAAUUGUAAAUUAUUAAGCCACAGCCCUACUUUAAAGAUACUCAUAGAAUAUAUAGUUGACUUGAAUCUAGUUGAUGACCUGUGUAAAGUUGUACAGAAAUCAUAUCAAUAUAUACAAAUUACUCAAAUAAAUUGUUCAUAUCAAUUUAAA